AUGAUGACUAACUUUUUCAAAUUCAAACAAAGGCAGAGAUCCGUGUUUGUUCAGCCUUCUAUCAGCUCUUCUCCAGGCAGCCCUGUUUCUUCGGGACUCACUCACAGAAAAUCGGUUCACGUAUCGGGACUUGCUACCAGCGUCCAAGAAUUGGAGGAGUUAGUAAAAUUACCAUCCGACACUAAUGAGAAGGAUUGGAUCGCACAGCAUGCCAUCGAAUUCCACGAGAACCUCUUUCUUUUAAUUGAUAGUAUGAAAUUGAACACUGAUUGCACAGAGAUGUCAUGCCCAUGUAUGACAGGAGGUGACUGCUAUGAAUAUCGAUGGGUUGACGAAGAAUCAAACAAUCCACAAUAUCACCAAGCAACGAGUGUAUCAGCUCCGCUUUACAUCUCACUGUUGUGUGAUUGGAUAGAAACAAAAUUUGAUGAUCCAAAAGCAUUCCCUAUUGAAAAUGAACGAGCAUAUCCCAAGAAAUUCAAAGAAGUUGUAAAGAGAAUAUUUUCAAGACUCUUUCGAGUAUUCGCACACAUUUACCAUCGUCAUGGACAGUAUAUCAAUAACGUUGGCGUGUCUGCACACCUUAACACGUUAUUCAAACAUUUUGUUUUGUUCACACGUGAAUUUGAUUUGAUGAAAAAAGAAGAAUAUACCCCCACCCAUAAUGUACUUGUAAAACUCUUUGGAGAUGCUUAUGCAACCAAAUUUAAGUAA
Molecule: messenger RNA, 714 nt
Organism: Naegleria fowleri
Lineage: Eukaryota; Heterolobosea; Eutetramitea; Acrasida; Naegleriidae
Exons: 2
Coding region: 1-714 (237 amino acids)
Biological process (GO): signal transduction; positive regulation of protein phosphorylation
Cellular component (GO): cytoplasm; nucleus
Molecular function (GO): protein kinase activator activity
Source: RefSeq, a predicted model, not a curated record